AUUCCCUAGGAAUUAGGGCAAGAGGAAGAAUAAUGUUGUGAAUUAGUUUAGGUAUAAUGUGCCCUUAAAUACAUGCAGCUGAGAGAACAUGCAUCUAUAUGAUGGACAGCCCAAACGGAAAUCAGGUGUGCAGCCCAAAUCCUUUCUUGAGAGCUUGGGCUUGGAAAAGAGAGCACAGGCCUGAUAGGGAUCGUUUUCAUAGACCCUACGGUUACAAACUCAAAACUGGAGGUCUUUUACAUGAUUUGGUUAUUCAUCAAUCUCCAUUCAAGAAUACUGGAUUUGCUUCAACAGUAUGGGAUAGUGCGAUAGUCUUGUCCAAGUAUCUUGAGAAGUGGCCCCAUAUAGUAGGGGAGAAGGAUUGCAUAGAACUUGGAGCAGGUUGUGGACUCCCAGGCAUUGUUGCAGCUUACCUUGGAGCUUCAUCAGUUCGGCUUACUGAUUUUCCAGAGAAUCUUGAUCUUCUGCAAAGAAAUGUUAUAGCUAAUAAAAUGCAGAAGACUGUCUCCGUAAUUCCAUUGGUUUGGGGAAACAGAUCUGAACUGCUUUCAGGUCCCUUUGACCUGGUUAUAGCAACUGAUGUGAUGUACUGCGUUGAAGUGGUAGAUUCACUUCUGAAUACAUUUAAGAUGCUCUCAGGUCCAGAUACAAUUAUACUUUUAGCUUAUGGGCGUAACAGACAGGCUGAGCAAGCCUUCUUAGAAAAAGCUCGUUUUAAUUUUCUUAUCAAACAGGUAUCGAAUGAGGAAUUGGACGAUGUGUAUCAAUGUAUAGAUGUAGAUGUUUUGGAAUUAAGGCUUAAAAAUAGCAUCCUCUCUUAAUCU
Messenger RNA from Cryptomeria japonica (Japanese cedar), 824 nucleotides. RefSeq lists its product as uncharacterized. The transcript is spliced from 4 exons. Bases 99 to 821 code for a protein of 240 amino acids. The record is from RefSeq and is a predicted model, not a curated record. NCBI's taxonomy places the organism in Eukaryota, Viridiplantae, Streptophyta, Pinopsida, Cupressales, Cupressaceae.